Molecule: messenger RNA, 1242 nt
Organism: Camelus dromedarius (Arabian camel)
Lineage: Eukaryota; Metazoa; Chordata; Mammalia; Artiodactyla; Camelidae
Gene: GDF15
Product: growth differentiation factor 15
Exons: 2
Coding region: 26-970 (314 amino acids)
Cellular component (GO): extracellular region
Molecular function (GO): growth factor activity; cytokine activity
Source: RefSeq, a predicted model, not a curated record
AGCUUAGAGCUUAACUAGCACAGCCAUGCCCGGGCAGCUACAGACACCACUGCACCGCUCUCCGGUGCUGCUGGUGCUGCUGAUGCUGCUGAUGCUGCUGAUGCUCUCCUGGCUACCGUCAGGAGGCGCCCUAUCUCUGGCCCAGGAUCAACUCCCAGCCUUGCCGGGACCCUCUAACGUGCACUCCAGUCUGGAUAUCUCCAGAUUCCGGGAGUUGCAGAAACGCUACGAAGAUUUCCUGACCCGGCUUCGAGCGAACCAGACCUGGGAGGACUGGAACCCGGACCUCAUCACCGCCCCUCAAGUCCAGAUACUCACUCCAAAGCUGCGACUUGGGCCAGGUGGCCACCUGCACCUGAGCAUCCCCCGGGUCGACUUAACUGAGGGGCUCCUCGCAUCCUCCCGCCUGCAUCGGGCCCUUCUCCGGCUGUCCCCGACGGCGAGGAGCUCGUGGGACGUGACACGGUCACUACAGCGUCAGCUCAGCCUCGAAGGCUCCCGGGCUCCCGUAAUACGCCUGCGACUAUUGCCGCGUGCGGACCACUUGCUGGAGGCGUUGCCUUCUACACAGCCCCAGCUUGAGCUGCACUGGCGGUCAAGAGCCGCCAGGGGACGUCGCCACGCGAAUGCGAACACCCGGGACGGUUGCCCGCUCGGGCGGGGGCGCUGCUGCCGCCUGCAGAGCCUGCGCGCUUCGGUCGAGGACCUGGGCUGGGCGGACUGGGUGGUGGCGCCGCGCGAGCUGGACGUGCGCAUGUGCAUCGGCGCUUGUCCGAGCCACUUCCGGUCGGCUAACACGCACGCGCAGAUGCAGGCGCGCCUGCACGGCUUGAAUCCUGAUGCUGCACCUGCGCCGUGCUGCGUGCCGGCCAGCUACGAGCCGGUGGUGCUCAUGCACCGAGACAGCGAGGGCAGCGUGUCACUCACGCCCUUCGACGACCUUGUGGCCAAGGACUGCCACUGCGUAUGAGCGGCCCCGGUCCUUCACUUAUGGCACGUGCGCAAUGGAAGUGACUUAAGUCGUCCUUGCCUUUUUAAUGGGCUCGUGGAACCUGAAGGACCCGAUUUCUAACCACUGCUAUCUGCCCCCUCCCGUCCAAACCGCUGUAUUUAUAAGUUUGUUAUUUAUUACUAAUUUAUUGGGGUGAUCUUCCCCGGGCCUAGAGGGCUGGGGUGGGGUGGUCUGACAGAGUGUGCAUUUAUGUAAAACUCUGGUAAUAAAAAUGAAACUGUUUGACCUGA